This is a messenger RNA of Aedes aegypti (yellow fever mosquito), 1712 nucleotides long. Its product is annotated as zinc finger protein OZF. Gene Ontology annotation, cellular component: nucleus. Lineage: Eukaryota; Metazoa; Arthropoda; Insecta; Diptera; Culicidae. The record is from RefSeq and is a predicted model, not a curated record. The transcript has 4 exons. Gene Ontology annotation, biological process: regulation of transcription by RNA polymerase II. Bases 125 to 1615 code for a protein of 496 amino acids. Gene Ontology annotation, molecular function: RNA polymerase II cis-regulatory region sequence-specific DNA binding; DNA-binding transcription factor activity; zinc ion binding.
CAGUCGGAUUUCCAAAUUUUAUUUAUUCCUUGUUUACUAAAACUUUACUAAAAAAUUAAGAAGUUUUCUGGUGCAUUAGCGAGUAAUAUGAAGGAAAAGUGAAUUUAAAGGCUCAAAAUACAGUAUGGCUUUAAAUUUCGAUACCAAUCCGGCCGAUCUGUGCCGCGUCUGCAUCCAGAACGUGACCUACGUCCCAUCGGAGAACAUUUUCGAAUCCUGUUCCGAUAUCACCAUCUACUGCAAGCUCAGUGCCAUUUGCCGGGAAGUUUUUGCCGCCGAACCGCAGGAACUGUCCUCAUUCACCGAUAGUGGAGUGCUGGCGCUUCCGCUAAACGUUUGCCGCGAAUGCAAGUCCAAGAUAGACGAAGCUUACGAGCUGCACAAAAUGUGUGUCGAAAGUAAUCGGAAACUUCGGGAGCUACUUUUGCUGGUGGGGCCAAAGCUGGAAGAAGGGGUCACAGUCAAGCAGGAGCCGGAGGAGGCGAUUCAGUCGGGUGAACCAUCGCAUUCGGGGGAGCCACAACAGAUAUUUGCCGAAAGUCUCAAUGCCCCGGCGAAGAAAUCGUCUCCCAGGGCAGGGAAAGCUACUUCCAGGGUGAUGAAGCAGGAAGUCAAUGACGAAGAGGCCGAUAAUCAAGGAUUGAUGCAAGAAACCAAUGGAUUCGCAUGUGAGAAAUGUGGCGUUGUUACCAAGCGUGAAUUCGCACUGCAUAAGCACAUGAAGAUGAAGCACCCUAAGGACGUGUUUAAGUGCGACAAGUGCUAUGAAGUUUACUUCGACGAAGCCAAGCUAAAGGAACACAGGAAGAAUCACGAUUUGGAAAAGCCUUACCCGUGUCCCAAUUGCUCGAAGCGAUUCAAAGUUCGAAGGGAUGUUACGUUACAUGCCAACCACUGCAAAGGUCACACGCCUUAUCUGUGCACGGAGUGUGGCAAGAGCUAUUCCUACCAUAGCAGCCUCGUGCAGCACCUGCUGCGGCACAAGGAACGGGCAUUCGCCUGUGGACAGUGUCCCGUGAAGUUCCACACGAAGGGAGCUCUCAAGAUGCACGUUAGAAUAACGCACAAUAAGGAAAAGAACCACUCGUGCGACAUUUGCGAAAAGAGGUUCGUGACGAACGAUUCGUUGAAGAAACAUAUGGUGGCUCAUACAGGUGAACGACGCUUUACAUGUGAUAUAUGCAACAUGAGGUUCAAGCGGUCGAAUAACAAGCAGCGGCACAUGCGUACCCACACGGGAGAAAAACCCUACAAAUGCACCCACUGCGAUCGGGCGUUUUCCCAAACUAACGAUCUGCUGAAGCACAGCAAAACCCACUUUGGUGACAAUCCGUACAAGUGUGACCGGUGCGAUGAUGCAUUCCGUCUGAUAUCUCAGCUGAGGGACCACUACAAGGUGCACUAUCAAGCGGGUGACAAUCAGGAUUCGGAACCGGCGGGAACAUUCCAGUUCACCAUCGUUAGUGCACUCAAACGGCGCGCUGCACAGGAAAGGCAGAGGGAGCACCAUCAGGACGACAUUCCAUCCGCCAGUGAAGCCAACGAGGAUGAGAUGGUGAACUCGGUUCUGGCGAACCUUCCGGAGUUUCCCGUGGAAAUGGAAAACAAUACUUGAUAUUACGUAAGUAUGUAAUUGAAGAACUGAAACGCUAAAUUGUUUUCGGAGGAGUGUUGAAUCGAUUGCGACUAAAUCCGAUAAUGGUUAAAAGAUA